Striga hermonthica is the source of this 2595-nucleotide messenger RNA. The record is from the annotation of a GenBank genome assembly. Lineage: Eukaryota; Viridiplantae; Streptophyta; Magnoliopsida; Lamiales; Orobanchaceae.
AUGGCUGAUACUUUGAAGCAGUCUUUUAUGGAUUGCCAGCUUUCCUGUACAUCACCUCUUCCAUGGAUUUGGGUCAUUGAGACACUAGCAUGCUCUGACCAAGUUGAUACAACUCUUUUACUAGAUUUACUUGAGAGAACACCAGAGGUAUCUGAUGAUCAUGGUAAAAAUGCAAGGGAAAUGGUAUCAUUGAGAAUUUUAGAGAGUUUAUUCAUUCAAGGAGCUCGUGUAAAUACAGUAUCUUCUACCUCGAUUCAAAAAAUUAAAUUAGAUCCAUCUAAAGAUAGCUGUGAAGAUGUCCUUCAACGAAUAUUGACUGAGGAUUUGACCAAGAUAUCUCCACUGCAUCUGAAACCUCCUUUCCCAGAGAUGUCAAAAUGGGACCUUCAGCCUUUUAUCCAGUAUAAAAAAUCUAGCUUGACUCGGCAUGCUUUAGAGAAGCUGAAAAAUGCAGUGCGUACAGGAGGCCAUUCUUUCCUUGCAUCUUUGAAGGAACGAAGUGGUUUGAAAGAUAAGAAAGAACCUGAGCAUGGAGUAACUGGUGCCGAUGAUGGUGACGUCUCACGAAGAGAUCUACCGGAUGAGAAUAUAGCACCACUUAACAGGAAAAGAAGGGCCACUAGUGAGAACCUGACAGAAGAUGUCUCUGAAACGCAUGUUGAGUUAGUCAAGAAGAAUAAGCAUGACAUCAUUUCCUAUGAACAGAAUGUAGGUGAGAAAGUGAUAUCUGCGGCUGAUGAUGCACAAUUAGCCGAUAAGCCUGCAGAAUCUGUGAAGCACAGUGAGGGAAGAAGAUCCAGUUUGGGAACAGAGUCUUGUGCUGGGGACGUGGAGAUGGACAGACCUUCUAACGAAAUUGGGUGUACUUCACCGAAGGGGCUUGGUGGUUCUAAUGACGUUUUACCAUGUGAGAAGCUGGUUCUUUGUGACACUGAACCGAAUAACAAAACUGAGGCUAAGCGUGGCCAAAACCAUGACGUUGAGGGAGAAAAAGGUGACGAGAAAGUGGAAGAAGUCGAUACCAUUGGAAAUACUGAUGGAAAAAAUGAUGACCAUGCUGAUAUUACCACAACGGAUGCAACGGAACAAGAAUCCUUGACAACAACUACAUGUAGAGAUCAAAAUAUGGCAGGUGCAUCCACGAGAGACAGUGGUGAAGAAAGGUGCAGUUUAGGGAAGGAGGCUGAUGUAGAGGUAGUGGAGCAAAGUAGACCUCUGGAAGAUGUUAAUGACAUGUAUACUUUAUUAAAUCAUGUUACUCGGGAUGGAGUUUUGCCUCAUGACAAUCAGGCUCAAGAUUUGGUACCACCAUGCCAAAAUGGCAAUUUUGAUGGUGAGGAGAGACAAGAUCGCGACAGUGAGAAUCCAGCAGGUGAUGAGAGUCUUCUGCGUGGGCUCAGAACAACAAAUGACGUGGAUCGAUUGCAACCAAGUGUUUUGGGGAAUCUCCCAAAUAUUGAUGAAAAUGAAGAUUUCAAUAUAUCUACUGACAGUGAUGGAUGCCAUGACGAAAGGACUAAUAUUGCUACGCAGAAGAAAACAUUUUUGAGCUCCCAGUGCACAUACAGUCAAGAUUCUUUGGCUACAAUUGAUUGGAGAGGAUUAAAUUUAUGUGUAAAAUGUAACUUGGGCGGAAAAUUACUGGUUUGUGGUUCAGAUUCCUGUCCUCUAGUAAUUCACCAGAGCUGUUUGGGUUCAGAUGCUGACUCUGACACAACUGGGGAAUUUUACUGCCCGUUUUGUGCAUAUUCUCGAGCAAUUUCAAAGUACAUGGAGAUUAAGAAAAGGACUGCCCUGGCAAGGAAGGACUUGGCAACUUUUUUCUGCUUGGGGACCCAGAAAGGAUCAGAAAAACAGUCUCGGAGAUUAUAUAAGGCGAAUGAAAAUAAUUUGGAACAGGAUGAUGGUUUGCCUAAGGGUAAUGAAUUGAAAAGGAGAGCAGAAAGGGUCAGUGAUCGUCAUCGGAGGAGGAAAUUGGAAUAUGAACAGCCAGGUCUUUCAGAACACAGUCCUCCUUUUGGAAGAAAAGUUUUAGCCUCAACCAAUACCCAAUCUCCGAAAGGUGGGGAAUCUUUCAAAUCUCAGGAAGGUAGUGGAGAACAACAGAGACCUGCAGUGGAGAUUGACAUAUCUCGGGGAAAAAGUACAUCCAACCAGGUUAUUGAGGGACAUGGUAGGAGUGAGAAGCGUGCCAAUAUUGGAUCCAAAAGGGGAACUUUGCGUUCACCGGAAACAGACUUACCUCAUGGAAACAAAUCUUCGCGAAGCUCUCAAUCCACUGACGUGGAAGAAACAUCAGAGCAAGAAAAUGAGAACUCAGGGCCCUCCAAGAACUUUGUAAGAGUUCGAAAACAAAAAACGAAACCUUCAUAUCCAGCCAUUCCUCAACUGAGACGGAAACGAAUCCCCUGGACUAGUGAAGAAGAAGAAAAGUUAAAGGAGGGAAUGAGGGUACACUGUAGCCCACACGACAAACUAAUUCCGUGGAAGAAAAUUCUGGAACAUGGGGCCGGUGUCUUCCAUCAAUGUCGUAGCACUGUUGAUCUCAAAGAUAAAUGGAGGAAUAUGUGCAAAGCAAGUCCGAAAAAGCCCUAG